AUGCAGCCAUCUUCAUCUCCAUCCAAAUUCGACAACAUGCCUGGAGACAUCGAGCGUCGUCCCUCGGUCGAGGAGGCUUUGGACCAUGAGCCCCUCGAGAAGGGCUGGUGGUACAAGCCCCAUGUUCUCAAGCUCAACUUCCUCAUGCUCGCCCCCUUCGUGACCAUGGCCGCCUGGGGCUUCGACAUUUCCAUGACCAACUCCCUGCAGUCUCUCGAGGCCUUCAAUGAACGCUUCGACCACCCGAGCGGCGCCCGCCUCGGCUUCUACGGCGCCUCUACCCAGCUCGGUGGUGCCUUCACCAUCUUUGUCGCCCCCUUCAUCAUCCAGAAACUGGGCCGUCGCGCCAUGUGCUUGAUCGGGUCAAGCAUCAUCAUUGGCAUGUCCAUCAUGCAGACCUUCGCUCUCAACUUCAAUAUGUUUGUUGCGGCCAAGCUGUUGCUGGGCUUCGGGAGCACGGGUGUCCAGAUUGCGGCGCCGGUUUUGAUCACUGAACUGGCCCAUCCAAGACAGCGCGAGAGGAUCACGGCAAUGUACAACACGACCAUCUACGUUGGUCUGAUCGCCGGAGCGUGGAUCGCCUUUGGGACGCAGGAUAUUCCCGGAGAUCGCUCCUGGCAGAUCCCCACCAUCCUCCAAGUAGUCCUCCCCGCCUAUCAGGUCCUUACCAUCUUCCUCUGCCCGGAGUCGCCACGUUGGCUCGUCGCGAAGGGCCAGGAGGAAAAGGCGCGGAAGAUUUUGGUCAAGUACCACGGCGGUGGCCAGGAAACGCCUCUUGUCAGGGCCGAGAUGGAGGCGAUUAUGGCCGGUAUCGAGGCUGAUGCCACCCGCAUCCGCUUCAACAAGACGGACAUCUCCGCCCUGCUGUCGCACAAAGGCAACCUGCAUCGCAUUCUCAUUGCGACGGUCGUGGCCGUGGGCUCGCAGUGCACCGGCAGCGGCCUCAUCAGCGCGUACCUCCCCCAGAUUCUGGACAACGUUGGUAUGACCUCUACUCGCGAGAAGACCUUGAUCAACGGCAUCAUCAACAUCUGGACCUGGAUCAUUGGUCUGGGCGCUGGUUAUGUCAUCCCCAAGCUGAGCAAGAGGUCCCUAUUUUUGUUCAGCACGAGUGGCAUGAUCUUGACCUUCGUGGUCUGGACCGCUUUGAGCGCUGUCUACACACAACAGGGCGGCUACUCAUAUGGUAUUGGCGUUGUGGCCAUGAUGUUCAUCUACAAUGCCUUCUACGGCAUGUGCUGGCUCCCUCUCGUCGUCGCCUACCCCCUCGAACUCGCCACCACCAAGCAGCGCGGUAUCCUUUUCUCCUGGAUGUUCUUCUGCCUGUCCAUGUCCACCUUCGCCGUCAACUACAUCAACCCGAUCGGCCUCGAGAACAUCGGCUGGCGAUACUACAUCAUCACCAUAGUCUUCACCUUGCUGAUCCUGUGCCUCAUUUACUUCUUCUUUGUCGAGACCAAGGGUCUGUCCCUGGAAGAAGUGGCUACGGUCUUUGAUGGUAGGGAGAACUAUGACGCCGCUGUUUCGGCGGUUCAUGCUGUUGAGGUGAAGCAGGCGGGCGAGCCUGAGGAGCAGCACGUUGAGAGGAAGGAUGAGAGGUAG
Emericellopsis cladophorae is the source of this 1602-nucleotide messenger RNA. RefSeq lists its product as uncharacterized. The record is from RefSeq and is a predicted model, not a curated record. Gene Ontology annotation, biological process: transmembrane transport; carbohydrate transport. Bases 1 to 1602 code for a protein of 533 amino acids. Lineage: Eukaryota; Fungi; Ascomycota; Sordariomycetes; Hypocreales; Bionectriaceae. Gene Ontology annotation, cellular component: membrane. Gene Ontology annotation, molecular function: carbohydrate:proton symporter activity. The transcript has 3 exons.